This is a messenger RNA of Ziziphus jujuba (common jujube), 3072 nucleotides long. RefSeq lists its product as uncharacterized. The transcript is spliced from 16 exons. The record is from RefSeq and is a predicted model, not a curated record. Gene Ontology annotation, biological process: protein phosphorylation. Gene Ontology annotation, molecular function: protein kinase activity; ATP binding. NCBI's taxonomy places the organism in Eukaryota, Viridiplantae, Streptophyta, Magnoliopsida, Rosales, Rhamnaceae. Bases 166 to 2682 code for a protein of 838 amino acids.
CUUCAUCUUCUUCACCACCACCACACCAUCACUGUCCGUAAAAAAUAAAAAUUUUAAAAUAAAAAAAAUUUUCAAAUUUUUAUUAAUUCAAAAGUAAUCUCCAUUACCGUACUAAGUGGUUGCCAUUUGCCAUUUGCCAUUUGCUAUUUGCCAACACUCUCGCAGAUGGCGAUGGUAGCAGCGACGGCAGCAUCUUUAACGACGUCGUCGUUGACGCGUGUGUCGGUUAUGUGGACGGCGCGGACUUCCAAAACGACGACGUCGAAGGGAGAGCAGAAGCGGGGUUGGUCUAUUGGGGAUUUCGGGCAUUUGGCUUGGGUGGUUCGUAAAGACGUAGAGUUUCUGAAGAAGGGGAUUGGUAAAGGGAUUGAGUGGGCCAACGAUGCCCUUCGAAUCCCGCAGGUAACGAAAACCCUAGACGACGCUUUGUGGCUUCGGAAUUUGGAAGACCCUCAUGCUCCUCCUGAACCACCUCCUUCUUGGCCUCAGCCUUGUUAUCCAGAUCUAUCCGGAAUCGACCUUUUGAUGGCUGAUCUCAAAGCCAUGGAAGCAUAUGCUGCUUAUUUUUAUUAUCUGUCUAAGAUCUGGUCGAAGCCACUUCCUGAAGUCUAUGAUCCACAAAGUGUUUCCGACUAUUUUAAUUGCAGGCCUCAUGUGGUGGCACUUAGACUUCUAGAGGUACUGUCCUCCUUUGCCUCUGCUGCAAUCAGAAUUCGAACAUCAGCGAUCAGAAACUCCUUAACACAAAGUACUGAUAAGAAUGUUGAUGGGAACAUAUCACAAUAUGAUUUUGGAAUGGUGUUGAAAGAAACAAUGCUUAACCUAGGUCCCACUUUUAUUAAAGUUGGUCAGUCCCUUGCCACAAGGCCAGACAUUAUUGGUACUGAAAUUACCAAGGCAUUGUCUGAGCUGCAUGAUCAAAUUCCUCCUUUUCCCAGGGACGUAGCUAUGAAAAUUAUUGAGGAAGAAUUAGGAUAUCCUGUGGAAUCAUUGUUUAGUUGCAUUUCUGAGGAACCAGUAGCUGCUGCAUCUUUUGGUCAGGUAUACCGUGGGAAGACACUUGAUGGAUUUAAUGUUGCUGUUAAGGUUCAGCGGCCUAAAAUGCGCCAUGUGGUUGUGCGCGACAUAUAUAUUCUUCGCCUUGGGCUUGGGCUAUUACAAAAGAUAGCAAAAAGAAAAAAUGACCUGCGUUUAUAUGCUGAUGAGCUUGGGAAAGGUUUAGUUGGGGAAUUAGACUAUACUCUGGAAGCAGAAAAUGCUUCCAAAUUUCAGGAAGCUCAUUCUUCCUUUACAUUCCUGCGUGUGCCAAAAGUAUUUCACCAUUUAAGUCGAAAAAGAGUUCUGACAAUGGAAUGGAUGGCUGGUGAAAGUCCAACUGAUUUACUCUCUCUGUCUACUGGAAGCUCCGUUGAUUAUGGCUCUGCAUAUUCUGAAAGGAAGAGAUUUGAUGCAAAAAGGCGACUUCUUGAUCUGGUUAACAAAGGAGUGGAGGCGUCACUAGUCCAACUCCUUGAAACAGGCUUAUUGCAUGCUGAUCCACAUCCUGGAAAUCUGCGUUACACAUCCUCAGGAGAAAUAGGUUUUCUGGAUUUUGGUUUGCUUUGUCGAAUGGAAAAGAAACAUCAGUUUGCCAUGCUCGCAUCCAUAGUGCACAUAGUAAAUGGGGACUGGGAAUCUCUUGUCCGUGCUCUGACUGAAAUGGAUGUUGUAAGGCCAGGAACUAACAUUCUACGUGUUACAAUGGAUCUGGAAUCAUCUUUGGGAGAAGUAGAAUUCAGAGAUGGGAUUCCUGAUGUGAAGUUCAGCAGGGUAUUGGGUAAAAUCUGGUCUGUAGCCCUGAAGUAUCAUUUCCGCAUGCCACCAUACUAUACGCUUCUCCUGCGUUCUCUUGCUUCAUUGGAAGGUCUUGCAUUAGCUGCAGAUAAAAAUUUCAAGACGUUUGAAGCUGCAUACCCUUAUGUUUGUCGGAAGCUUCUUACUGAAAAUUCAGCCGAAACAAGAAAAAUUCUACAUUCGGUGGUCUUAAACAAAAAGAAGGAGUUCCGGUGGCAAAGGCUUUCUCUAUUCUUAAGAAUAGGUGCAACCAGGAAAGGCUUGCUCCAGUUAACAGCACCAAAGGGUGAGAAUUCCAUUGAUUACUUAACAAAUGGGACCAGUGGUGUAUAUGAUGUGGCAAACUUGAUCUUGAGGCUUCUUCUGUCCCAAGAUGGUGUUGUCCUGAGAAGACUCUUGAUGACUGCUGAUGGAGCCUCAUUGGUUAAAGCAGUGGUAUCCAAGGAGGCAAAAUUCUUCCGCCAGCAACUUUGUGGGGUUAUUGCUGACAUAUUAUGCCAAGGGAUUCUUAAAGCGUUUGGACAAGGUGUAAGAAGAACUCAAUAUAGUUCCCAUGUGAAGUUGGAAAGUGGGACUGACACCAGAGAUUUAGGUCCGUCUUCCAGAUUAUCGACACCAAUAUAUGAUUAUCAUUCCCUCUUAAGAGAUCGACGGCUCAAAGUAAUUUUCUCAAAUAUACUAAAUUCUGCUAGGAGAGAUCCAAUGUUAAUGCUGAGGUUCUUCUGGGUCUCUUUCAUCAUGUUUGUCACCGCAUCAGCUUUAGCUUGUCAUCGUGUUGUAGUAUCUUUAUCUGAAGCCUAUUUGGGCCCAAUAUCCAUUGCUCCCAAGCGAUAUGCAAUAGGAGCGUGAAGUUUCAGAUUGAAUGCUGGCGGUGCCCCAGUCGAAGGAGAUUGAACAAAGGCAUCGAGUGCAAGUUUUUCUUGACAGAACAUCCUAAUCUAGCUAAAUUUUUUAAGAGAAUGUAGAAUUUCCUGGGCAGAUUGAUACAGGAUCAGAUAAAGCUUCCGUUCUUGUACCCAGGAUUCAGGGCCAAAACCAAUUCUUCCUCAAAUAUUAUGUAACCUCAACUACUAGGCUGCAUCAACAUUAGCAAUCGAAAUAUGUUUGGGAAAAGGGUGGAUUGAAGGUAAGAAUUGGAAAGUUUUCAAAUGUAAAGAUAUAGAUGGCUAUGUGCACUCUCAACAUGUCUUACAUGUAUAGCUCUUUGCCUAUUAAAAAACUGUCAUAUUUCUGAAGAUA